AUGGGCUGGCGCGCUGAGCACCCGCCGCACCUCGCCGCCGGCCUGCUCCUCCUGCUGCUAGUCAACCUGCCGGUAACCUGCCACCAAGAUCACCAAGAUGCCGUGCACAUCACGGCGAUCCUCGGCGAGAGUGUCGUGUUCAACUGUCAGGUGGACUUCCCCGAAGACAUCCCGGUGCCGUACGUGUUGCAGUGGGAGAAGAAGGUAGGCGAAACGGGGCAGGACAUCCCGAUCUACAUCUGGUAUGAGAGCUACCCAACCCACAGUGGGGAGGGCUACGAAGGGAGGGUGUCACGCGUCGCCCCGGACUCCCCUUACGGCGCGGCCAGUCUCAAUCUCACGAAUAUACGAGAAACUGACCAGGGUUGGUACGAAUGUAAGGUGGUUUUCCUCAACCGAUCGCCAAACCAACACAAGAACGGAACGUGGUUCCACCUGGACGUGCACGCGCCGCCACGCUUCUCCAUCACACCGGAAGACAUUAUAUACGUUAAUUUAGGAGACGCGAUCAUCCUUAACUGCCAAGCGGAGGGCACCCCCACACCCGAGAUCCUAUGGUACAAGGACGCGAACCCCGUCGAGCCAUCGGGCACCGUCGGCAUCUUCAACGACGGCACCGAGCUGAGGAUCAGCAACAUCAGGCACGAAGACAUCGGGGAUUACACGUGCAUAGCGCGGAAUGGUGAAGGCCAGGUCUCGCAUACAGCGAGGGUCAUUAUUGCUGGCGGGGCCGUGAUCACGAUGCCGCCUACGAACCAGACGAAGCUGGAGGGCGAGAAGGUGCAGUUCUCCUGCGAGGCGAAGGCGCUGCCCGGCAACGUGACCGUGAAGUGGUUCCGGGAGGGCGCCCCCGUGGCGGAGGUGGCCGCGCUCGAGACGCGCAUCACCAUCCGCCGCGACGGCGCCCUGCUCAUCAACCCGGUGGCCGCCGACGACUCCGGCCAGUACCUCUGCGAGGUCUCAAACGGGAUCGGCGACCCGCAGAGCGCCUCCGCGUACCUCAACGUGGAAUACCCGGCCAAGGUGACGUUCACGCCGACGGUCCAAUACCUGCCGUUCCGUCUGGCCGGCGUGGUGCAGUGCUACAUAAAGGCGAACCCGCCCCUGCAGUACGUCACGUGGACGAAGGACAAGCGCCUACUAGAGCCCUACCAGACGAAGGACAUCGUCAUCAUGAACAACGGAUCGCUGCUCUUCACCAGGGUCAACCAGAACCACCAGGGCCGGUACACCUGCACGCCGUACAACGCCCAGGGCACCCAAGGCUCCUCAGGUCCGAUGGAAGUUUUAGUCCGGAAGCCACCAGUAUUUACUGUAGAACCGGAGCCCCUGUAUCAAAGAAAGGUCGGCGAGUCCGUCGAGAUGCAUUGCGAGGCGCAAGAGGCGGAGGGCACCCAGAGGCCGAGCGUGACGUGGCGCCGGCGUGACGGGCUGCCGCUCCAGAAGAGCCGAGUGCGCGCGCUGGCCGGCAACAUCACCAUAGACACGCUGCGCCGCCAGGACUUCGGGAUCUACCAGUGCGUCGCCUCGAACGAGGUGGCGACGAUAGUGGCGGACACGCAGCUGGUGAUAGAGGGCACGCAGCCGCACGCGCCGUACAACGUGUCCGGCUCCGCCACGGAGUUCCAGGUGACGCUGCGCUGGCAGCCGGGCUACGCGGGCGGGCCCGACUACAAGCAGGACUACACGAUAUGGUACCGCGAGGCGGGCUACUCAGACUGGACUAAGGUCCCCGUGACGCCGUCCGGCGCCACCUCCGUCACUAUUAACCGUCUCCAACCGGGCACCACAUACGAGUUUCAAGUAAACAGUAAAAAUACAAUUGGAGAAGGAAUGAUGAGUAAAGCUAUUACUAUAAGAACUUUAGACGUAGGCGCCAGAAUGAAGGUGGCUCCCACUUCUUCGGGGCCUGUAGACGAAAAGAUAUUUCAGAACGCACCCGAAGGCUCUGGUCCGAAGCCGGGUCAGCCGCGCAACCUGACGGUGACGGAGGUGCACAAUGGCUUCCUGAUCACAUGGCAGCAGCCGUUGGAGCGCGCCCAGCUCGUCCAGUACUACACCAUCAAGUACCGCACCGACGCUCAGUGGAAGACCCUCAACCGCGGACAGAUACGGCCCGAGGAGACCAGCUACUUGGUGAAAAAUCUGGUCGGCGGACGGACGUACUACUUCCGGGUGCUGGCUAACUCGGCGACGAGCUACGAGAGCUCCGACGAGGUGAAGUUUCCGGUUCCGGCGCGGGUGAAGCACAAGGCGAUCACCGCGGGCGUGGUCGGCGGCAUACUGUUCUUCAUAGUGGCCAUCAUACUGUCCGUGUGCGCCGUGAAGAUAUGCAACAAGCGGAAGCGGCGCAAGCAGGAGAAAGCAUACAACAUGGUAGCCGCGCGCCUCACCGACCUGCGCGCCGCCGACAGCACUCAAGUGCCUUUUAAGAAAUUUAGUGAACGCGGAAUAUCGAGUAUAGUGCAAUGCCUGCGGUUCACGGCGAACUGGGUCUGGCCGGCGUCGCGGUGCGGCGACGAGGGCCGCUACUGGGCCGUGGUGCGGCGCGUCUCCGCGGCGGCGUCCUCCUCGUCGGCCGCGCCCUCGCCGGCGCCCUCCUCCUCGGACGACGGGGGCUUCCGGCCGCGCGCGCCCGCCGCCGCGCCCCCCGCGGCGCCGCCCUUCCGCGCCUCAUCCCCCGCCCUGGCGCUCCACUGGCCCGCGUGGCCACCGUGGCCGCCGUGGCCCGCAUGGGCGCCGUGGUCGCCGCUGCACGUGUCCGACCUCAGCUCCGUGCCGUUCCCGAGCUCGGCGGACGGCUCGUUCCCUACGCCGCCGUCGUUCCGGCUGCGCGCGCUGCCGCCGCACGAGCUCGCCCUGCGGCCGGCCGGCGCGUUCGCGCGUCCGCGUCGCCACGGGCGGCCGCGCCCCGCGCCCGAAGCCCCGCCCCCGCACGAGGCCUCGCCCGAGAGCCGCUCCUCGUCGAGCGGCUUCGGCAGCAAGAACGCCUCCUCGCAGCACAACCGCAGCAGCAGGACCGGCAGCCUGGCGGAGUGGCGGCCGCCCCCGUACCGGCCGCCGCCGCCGGCGCCCCCGCCCCGCCCCGGCUCGGGCGAGGCGGCGGACGCGGGCUCCGUGGACGUGCACUACGAGUGGGACCGCGCCACGCGCACGCCCACGCCCUCCACGCCGGAGCGCACGCGCACGCGCCCCUCGCGCGACGACGUCGAGGCGCGAGUGCGCGCCAUGAAGGAGGAGUUCCUGGAGUUCCGCAAGCGGCAGGCGCUGCGCCGACGCUCCCCGGAGCCGCUGGCGCCGCCGCCCCCCCUCUCGCCCCUCUCGCCGCUCGCCACCCUCUCCACCCUGUCCCCCCUCUCGCCCCUCGCAGCGCCCGUUCCCGCCGAGACCGUCUGC
Molecule: messenger RNA, 3396 nt
Organism: Iphiclides podalirius (scarce swallowtail)
Lineage: Eukaryota; Metazoa; Arthropoda; Insecta; Lepidoptera; Papilionidae
Source: the annotation of a GenBank genome assembly